AUCAACCCAGAUGAUGCUACAACUGGAGCCUCUGAAGAGCUUCCCGUGAAACAACACAAAGGAGCCGCAGAGACGCCGCUUCGCUCCGGCUCGGCUCGGUUCGGUUCGGCGGUGCACACCGAUGUAGAGCGCGUGUCAUGAGUGACGCAGACCGGAGAGACGGACGCUGUUCCUGUGACACGAGUGGUUUCUGCAGCUAACGCGGGCCUGAAGGAGAAGAUGUGGCCUUCAUCUGUCAGUCUGUUCUGCUCUCAGAGAGAUCAAGCGAUGUAGCAGCAGCUGGACUCAACGACACAAUGAACCGGAGGAAGUCUCGGAGUCUCGGAGCUUCUUCUCCGCUCAACGGACUCGGAACACAAGAUGCAGAGUCCAGACGGAAGAGGAAGACGACGGAGAUCUGGCAGGUGCUGAAGACGAGGCCCGUGGACGUGGCCGCUCUGAGACGCAUGGCCAUCAGUGAAGGAGGUCUGCUGAACGACGAGAUCCGCCGGCAGGUGUGGCCCAGACUGCUCAACGUGUCUGAAGACGACAUACCUGAGCAGCUCGAGCCGGUGGAUCGAGACAAUAACAAGGACUUCACGCAGGUGCUUCUGGAUGUUCAGAGAUCCCUGCGGCGCUUCCCUCCAGGGAUGCCAGCCGAGCAGCGCGAAGGCCUUCAGGAGGAGCUGACCGAUAUUAUCCUGCGGGUGCUGGUCAAAAACCCACAGCUGCACUACUAUCAGGGAUACCAUGACAUCGUGGUGACCUUCCUGCUGGUGCUGGGGGAACGACUCGCCACUGCCCUGGUGGAGAAACUCUCCACUCACCACCUCAGGGACUUUAUGGACCCCACUAUGGACAACACCAAACACAUCCUGAACUACCUGAUGCCCAUCAUCGAGAGAGUCAACCCUGAAGUGUACGACUUCAUGCAGCAAGCCGAGGUGGGCACUAUUUUCGCGCUCAGCUGGCUCAUCACCUGGUUCGGACACGUGCUGUCAGAUUUCCGUCAUGUGGUUCGGUUGUAUGACUUCUUCCUGGCCUGCCAUCCGCUCAUGCCCAUCUACUUUGCUGCUGUGAUCGUGCUGCAUCGAGAGGAGGAGGUGUUGGACUGUGAGUGUGACAUGGCCAUGAUGCACCAUCUCCUGUCCCGCAUCCCACAGGACCUCCCGUACGAGACGCUGAUCAGCCGCGCCGGAGACCUGUUCGUCCAGUUCCCUCCGUCUGAGCUGGCCAGAGAGCGCAAUCAGCUGACGGCCGUCUCCACCUUCAAAGACUUCGAGCUGGCGUCGACACAGCAGCGUCCCGACACAGUGCUCCGGCAGAGACGGAAAGAGAUUCAGCAGCAGCAGAAGCGUGCUCUGGAGGCGCAGCGAGGGACCGUAGCAGUCGUCCAGCCCACGGCGCGCCGCUUCAUGCGUCUGGCGGUCAUGGGGUUGACCGUGGCGCUGGGGGCCGCCGCUCUAGCCGUGGUAAACUCUGCCCUGGAAUGGGCUCCGAAACUAGACUUGCUCUUCCCGUGAAGGAGCCCAACCACAGCGUCUCGGUUUGAAGAGUUAUUUGAGGACUGCAUAUUGUUAUUUUGCCUUUGUAAUUGUCAGACUAAUGAAUAAAAUAUCGUGCAGAUAGUUACUGUAAUUAAACAAGAUUAUUUUCCCCCCAUUGAAUGAGGUGAGGAUAUUGAGCAAAGUAUAUCACUUCCUUCAGGAGACGAUGAAAAUGUGUCCUGGAUGUACAGUGGAGGUACGUACACUUCACGUCUCGAAUAUGAAUCACGCUCUGAGCAAAUUUUUGUGAAAAUAGUUAACUUGAUUUUUGUCUUUCUCACAAAGAUGAAUUUUUGCUGAUUAUUUACUCACCCGAAGGCCAUCCGAGAUCAAGAUGGGUUUGUUUCUUCGUCAGAUUUGGAGAAAUGUAGCAUUGCAUCACUUGCUCACCAACGAAUCCAUUGAAGUGAAUGGGUGCCGUCAGAAUGAGAGUCCUUACAGCUGAUUAAAAACAUCACAAUAAUCCACACCUCUCCAGUCUUGUGAAGUAAAAAAAACUGUGUUUGUAAGAAACAAAUCUAUUAAGAUGUUUUUAACUUUUUUACUAACUUUUAACCGUUGCUUCCAGCUACAAUUCUAGUCCUCUAUUCAAAAUAUUGCUUUCUCCAGUGAAAAAAGUUGAAUUAGGAGAGAAAUAUGGACUCUCAGGAAUAUGGAACUUACGGAUUCAUAUUUUGGUCAGAAGCUGUUUUAAAGUUAAAAAAUUGCUGUGGAUUAUUGUGAUGUUUUUAAUCAGCUGUAUGGACUCUCAUUCUGACGGCACCCAUUCACUGCAGAGGAUCCAUUGGUGAGCAAGUGAUGUGAUGCUACAUUUCUCCAAAUCUGUUCUGAUGAAGAAACAAACUCAUCUACAUCUUGGAUGGAUUGAGGGUGAGUAGAAUUACAGCAAAUUUUCGAUUUGGGGUUACUAUUUCUUUCAAAAUUCAUGUACAUUAUGUGUUUAACAGUUUAUCAACCAUUUAGUUGUACAUUGCUCAUAAUACAAUUUUCAUCUAAACUGUCACACUAUGCAACAAUUUAAUGAUAGUUGGAAUUUUUCUUUUAAAAUUCAAACUGAAUGCAAACCAUUUCGUAAGAAUGUUUUUUUUUUUUUUUUUGAACUAAUAUUUUUGUAGCAUUUGAAAAAAAAAAAAAGUUUCCAUAUAUUGUCAAACCAAAUUCAAUAAUAAUUUGCACAAGUCUGCUUAUAUAAAAGUCCGUUGUAAAGCUUUUUUCCUUAAUGCGACAAUUUAUGUUUGAAAUUCGUGUACAAAAACAACAUUCAAACAAAAACAACCAUUCAAAAUAACAUUCAUAUGAAAAUCAACCAUUUCACAAGAGCUUUUUUAGAAAUGUAUUUUAGAAAUUUGCUCAACUUGUGGUUCAUGAUCGAGACAGCAUGUACUUUGCUACAUUAAAAAAAACGGAUAUAUCGAGACCAAAAUAUUUUUCGAGCCCUUGUUUGUAGGAUUGGAAAUUGAAUCUGGUUGAGGACCCCUUAUAAACAGAAUAUUAUUUUAUUAAGUGUAUGUAAAGUUAGGAAAGAAACGAUUUAUGAAAGCAUAUAACGACCGUCUUAUGUUCAUAGUUUUUAUGUUUUUAGAGGUUAUUUUUUCACUACAUUUCAGUUUUUCUCUCCGAAUCAUCUUAAUUACAGUAUGUAUGUGAUAAGCGCUGAUCUUAGAUCAUAACGUGCAAUUUUCACGAAUCUCAGCUGGAAUCGAAACCACUUCUGAAUAACUUUAGCUGAUAAACAAACUUGAGAUUUCUUGACUGUUGAUUGUGUAAUCGCUGAACGUGAAUUUGGUAGCUACACUAAUUGAUCUCCAGAUGGGUGUUGAAUCAUGGCACAUUGUUUUUUAUUGUUUAAAUGCUGAUCGUUUUCAUUAAACAUCAUCUUCUAAGCUUAGAGUAACAUUAAAGGCGAUAUUUUCCAGGACUCUAACACUGCUUGGUUUGAAAAUAUCCUUAAAUCAUGAUUUAUUGAAAUAACUCGUUGCCAUCCACACAGUACUACUGUUUAUGCUAUUAUUUUGCACUAAAGAACACGCUUCUUGCUUAUUUUUUUGCACUUUGAGAGAUUGUCUCUGAUUCGUUGAAGUUAAUGCGUCACGGUUGACCAUGUUGCUAAAUAUGUUUAAAUAAAAAGACCAGAUAAAUCCUG
Molecule: messenger RNA, 3669 nt
Organism: Carassius gibelio (silver crucian carp)
Lineage: Eukaryota; Metazoa; Chordata; Actinopteri; Cypriniformes; Cyprinidae
Product: TBC1 domain family member 20
Exons: 8
Coding region: 297-1502 (401 amino acids)
Biological process (GO): endoplasmic reticulum to Golgi vesicle-mediated transport; positive regulation of GTPase activity
Cellular component (GO): endoplasmic reticulum membrane
Molecular function (GO): GTPase activator activity
Source: RefSeq, a predicted model, not a curated record